CAGGAAAAUGAUUGGUUGCAACAAGAGGCACAAAAAGUUAGAGUUGAAAGUCAUGAAUAUAUGAGUUAUAUAGAAAAGAAAACCAGCAAACGUCAAACAACAAUAAUAACGUUAAGUGAUCAUAAUAAACAACAAAUACAAAAUAUUAAGUUAGAAAAACAGUUGAUGGAACAAGAAUAUGAUGACAAGAAACAAGCAUUGGAAGGUAUGUUAUUAGAGAAACAACAUUUAUUAGAGAAAACAAAUCAAGAAUUAUUAGAGUUACAAGAAUAUAAGAAUCUACAAACAGAACAAUUAAAUAAAAUAAAAGAGUUAGAAAGAGAAGUGAUGCAAAUGAGAGUGAAACAUUCUGAGAAAAUUCAAGAUUUAAAAUCCAGAUUUUUAGAUGAGAAGAGACAAUAUGAAGAAGAUUCUACCACUAGAAUUCAAACUCUAGAGAAAAAGGCUAAUAAGGAGGCAGUGCAAUGUUUAACAGAUCAUACAGACUCUAUCAAAACAGAAAAUAGACGCUUGAGAAGAGAAUUACUCAAAUUAAUCCAAAAAACUCGAGCCUUGAGUGAACAUAACGUAGAAUUAGAAAACCAAAGGAAAGAAUUAUUACGUGAACAACAGUAUGCUGAGGACUUGAAAUAUAUUAGACAUGCCCGGCAACAGAAAUCUUUUAAAAGUUUCGAUGAUGAUAGUGAAUUGGCCGAUGCAGCAGCUUCUUAA
Molecule: messenger RNA, 711 nt
Organism: Lottia gigantea (owl limpet)
Lineage: Eukaryota; Metazoa; Mollusca; Gastropoda; Lottiidae
Exons: 5
Source: RefSeq, a predicted model, not a curated record